GAUUGCUCGAUGAGCUGAUGAGAAACAACUCAUAAAAAAGAUGACGAAAUUCGACGAUGUUCUAGAACAGGUUGGAGCUUUUGGAAGGUACCAAGCAUGCCUGCUUGUGAUGUUCAUAGGCGUGGUGCUGCCAACGUCGUACAACACUUUUCUCCCACUCUUCGUGCUCACCGCUCCCAAACACAGGUGCGCCCUGGACGGUUACCCGAACGACACCUAUGCUGUACAAAGCGACUUUCACGCCCAGCACAUCAAUCAGAGCAUUCCAUUGGAGGAGGACGGUCAGGAGAUGGUGACGUCAUCGUGCUUCAUCUACAGAGCUGAGCUCUCUCUGAGCUUGAACACAACGUAUCUGGGGAGUCAUGGGAAGGAGAAAGUCAAGUGUGACCGCUGGGUGUAUGACAAGUCACAGUUUCAAAGAUCCAUCAUUGAAGAGCUCGACCUGGUGUGUGACAAAAAGGAGUAUCGAACUCACGCCAACAUGGCUAUGAUGCUGGGGAAGUUAGCGUCUGCCAUUCUGCAGGGCAUUCUCAGUGACACGUAUGGGAGGCGGUUCACGCUGCUUUUGUUCCUAGUCGUUGUCGUGGCGAGCACGUUCGCGAACGCUUUCAUCAGUGACGUCACCACACUUAUCGGUUUUCGCUUUUUCUCUGGCCUCUCCACCACCAGCUGCUACAUGAACGUUUAUAUCAUUGUGUUAGAGUUCCUGGGCCCCAGAUACCGUCAAAGAUUUAACAUCACGGCAGCGGUACUCUGGAUCAGCGGGGGCUAUGUGCUCACAGUGAUUGCCUACUUCAUCCGGGACUUUCAGACCUUGACCUUGAUCCUAGCGGGGCCAACCGUUUUGCUGCUGUCCUAUUUUUUCCUUGUCCCAGAAUCUCCGAGAUGGCUUGUCUCUAGAGGGCGCUAUGAAGAGGCCAGGGUCAUCUUACAAAAGGUCGCCAAAAUGAACCGAAAGACAUUCCCGACGGUGCUUUACGAGAAGAUGGUAGAAGAGGAGAAAAUGAGGACUCAAGAGAUCGAAGAAAGAAAGAAAGACGAAUCUCGAGUAGUUGUAGAAUUUGGGAAUGAGCAACAAACGUCUGAGUCGAUCGAGCCCAGUCGUCCCAACUCAGCCUCGAGGCAGGAGAACUUGUUCUCGCUCUUUCGCCACAAAAGUCUGGUCAUCCGAUACCUCAUUGUCCUAUGGAAUUGGUGUGCUAACAGUAUGACGUACUAUGGAAUCCUUUUCAACACACAAAACCUGAGUGGUUCCAUUUACGUAAAUUUCAGCUUGACGAACGCUGUGGAUGUUGUGGGGAACCUGGGUUCUUACUACUUCGUGGACAAAGCAGGCAGGAAAAAGACAUACAUCUUUUUCUACUUUGUCGCUUCCUUUGCCUGUCUUUCGGCCAUCUUUCCCUCUGUGUACGGAACGAAGGAAGGUGACGCUGAAGUUCGUUUUUAGAAUCUGUGCUUACUGAAAUAUUACCAUUUAGCUCGAUGACCCGACGAGAGAACCAACAUAUCAACCUUCACCCUCACCCCCCUCAACCAACCUCCGUACACAGAGCCAUGUGGGAUGGUAGGCAGGGGAUGGUAGGCAGCUACAGCGAAGUCCAUGGGCAAGCGUAGUUCGUUUUUCGGAUAGUAAGCUUGGACUAUUUUUAAUGGGCUCAGUUGGUUGAAAACGAGGUUUGGUAGGAGGUUUAAGAGUCACUGAACCAUAUGAUAAACAUGGCAGGUUCGUUUUGAAACAGUCAGAUCUUGUAUAGUGUAAUCAGCUCAAUGAAGCAGUGCAAUUAACGAAACAGAAAACAAAAUAUGACAUGUUUUUUUAUAUAACCAUAAAAAAAGUAUGGGGUUAAACUCAGUAACAGACUAAAUGAAAUAAUUUUCACUGCUUAUGUCCCUUUGAAAUGUACAGCACCCACCUGUGAGGACCCCGGUUCUUUGCACUGGCACACCUGUUCUCCGGUUUUAAUAAUCCGGAUACCUCAUUAACUCCGUUGGGAACAUGUGGAUUCUGGUGGAGGUCAUGGUUUGCCUUUCAUUUCUUUUGUUCGGAUGCUCUAAAAAAAACUAUACUAUCCUGAUCGUUCCACGUCACUCGUCUGUUUAGGCUUUCCAAGCAAGUUGCUCCUGCCUCCCUUGCCUUCAUUUUCACCAGUAAGAGCUAAGUGUUCAAGGUCCAUGUAAAAUAUCUAUUCAAAUGUCCCAGAAGCUGCAUUUCUCACUUCCUAAUCAGGCAUACCUUUCAGUAUGAAUAUAUGUUUUCCUUUAAUUAAAUGUGCUUAAUGUAAGAAGCUUUGUAGAUUUUCUUGCCUGGUAUUAUGAUGGGCUGUCAUGCGAAUGAAUCUGGUUUUAGUCCUUACCAGGGAAAUUCUUUAGAAGUAUGAGGAGAUUUCAACGUUCUCUUCCUUUUUAGCUCAGUCCAGUAGUAGACUCAUCUCAAACUCGGAGGUUCUGCCUCUAGAAAGGAUUGAAACUUACAAUGUUGAAAGGGGUAUUGCUAAACUCAUACGUGUCAUUGUUUGAAAAAAAAACAACCUUCCGAAAUGAAGAAUGAGAUCAUGUUUUCCUGUUUUUCUGAUACGAUUCCCGCAUAUAAUAGCUGGACAGGUAUUCCUGUUUUUUUAUGUCCAUUAGCAUCUGCGACAGAUUCAACUGGUUUCCAAAAUUCCAAGUGUCAAUGUGUACCAUUCCAAAUGAGACACAACUCCUGGAAAACAACAUAGCAAGUAAAACACUGACAAAAAAACUCGACAGGGAUAUCCAUCCAAAUCAUUACAAUAUAAACUUUAUUUCCGCGACAUACACGUCAUAAAUUCAUUAAAAGCUUUGCAAUACAGAUCAAAUGCCACCAGGCUAAAAUAUUUUUACCAGUUCUAAAAGUAAGGCACACUAUGAGUUAAAGCCGUUAAUCGUAUAAAUGAUAUUUUUUGUACAUAGACAUCCUCAAGCUGUAGAUGAGUAGACAAGGCAGUACUGUAUAAUAGUACACCAUUUUGGAAAUGGACAUACAAAUUGUCACAGCAUAAUCGAAAAACCUGUACAGUUGUAUGUAAAAUCAUUUUAGAAAAAAUGUUAUAAGAUGAAAGUGGGCACAAUGGAAACAUAUGGCAGCAAUAAACAUUCUUCUCAAAA
This is a messenger RNA of Aplysia californica (California sea hare), 3126 nucleotides long. RefSeq names its product organic cation transporter protein. Gene Ontology annotation, cellular component: membrane. The record is from RefSeq and is a predicted model, not a curated record. Gene Ontology annotation, molecular function: transmembrane transporter activity. NCBI's taxonomy places the organism in Eukaryota, Metazoa, Mollusca, Gastropoda, Aplysiida, Aplysiidae. Gene Ontology annotation, biological process: transmembrane transport.